Messenger RNA from Lampris incognitus (smalleye Pacific opah), 3825 nucleotides. Its product is annotated as ubiquilin-4-like. The transcript is spliced from 11 exons. The coding region runs from base 190 to 1926 and encodes 578 amino acids. Gene Ontology annotation, biological process: ubiquitin-dependent protein catabolic process. The record is from RefSeq and is a predicted model, not a curated record. NCBI's taxonomy places the organism in Eukaryota, Metazoa, Chordata, Actinopteri, Lampriformes, Lampridae. Gene Ontology annotation, molecular function: polyubiquitin modification-dependent protein binding. Gene Ontology annotation, cellular component: cytosol.
AAUAAACACUUAAGGGGACUUCGGGAAGACUAUGUAUGAAAUGUUCUAUUGCGGUUAAUUUAUUAAUUUCAACGAGUCGGCGUGAGUAUAGGUAGAUGUUCAGAGAUCGUUCGUUCUGGAAAGAAAGCUGACCCCCCGACGACCCGGAAGCCGACGCCAAACCCGAGCUGUUCCAUCGGAGGAGUAAAGAUGGCUGACAACGGCGCCGCAGAUCCUGGAAACAACAACAGUAAUAAACCCGCCGCUUCGGAGGGAACGAUUAUCAAGGUCACAGUCAAAACUCCUAAAGAUAAAGAAGAAAUCGCCAUCUCGGAAGAUGCAUCCGUCACUCAGUUUAAGGAAGAGAUUUCGCGGCGGUUCAAAGCCAAGCAGGACCAGCUGGUUCUGAUAUUUGCAGGGAAGAUAUUGAAGGAUGGAGACAGCCUCAACCAGCACGGCAUCAAGGAUGGGCUGACAGUUCACCUGGUCAUAAAGACAGCACACAAGGCAGGAGAUGGCGCCAGCUCUUCAUCCGCAAGCUCAUCUUCCAGUCAGGCAGGCAGUACCUCCACCCCCAGUCCAGCCGCCAACCCCUCCUCCACAGCAGGCUCCACCGGCUCAGCUCCACCACCCACACAGACACCCAACAUACUAUCUGGCUUCGGGGACCUGUCCAGCCUGGCCAACCUCGGCAUGGGCUCUGCUAAUUUCAUGGAGCUUCAGCAGCAGAUGCAGAGGCAGCUGAUGUCCAACCCGGAGAUGCUGUCCCAGAUCAUGGAGAACCCGUUGGUGCAGAACAUGAUGUCCAACCCGGACUUGAUGAGGCAGAUGAUUGUGGCCAACCCCCAGAUGCAGCAGCUGAUGGAGCGAAACCCAGAGAUCUCCCACAUGCUCAACAACCCUGAGCUCAUGAGACAGACCAUGGAGCUUGCCAGAAAUCCAGCCAUGAUGCAAGAAAUGAUGCGCAACCAGGACCGGGCUCUUAGUAACCUAGAGAGCAUUCCCGGGGGUUACAAUGCCCUGCGCAGGAUGUACACAGACAUCCAGGAACCGAUGUUCAGCGCCGCCAGAGAACAGUUUGGUAGCAACCCAUUCUCAGCACUGGGGGGAAACUCUGACUCUGGUGCCCAGCCCUCAAGGACAGAGAAUCGAGAGCCUUUACCCAACCCUUGGGGUCCCCCAAGUUCCACCAACCCCUCAGAGAGUGGAGGUGGCACCACAGCAGGCACAGGAACCACAAGUGGAACCAACCCAAGUGUCUCCAACCCUCUGGGCAUCAAUGCUGCCAGUUUGGGCAAUGGCAUGUUCAACAGUCCAGGCAUGCAGAGUCUGAUGCAGCAGAUCUCAGACAACCCCCAGCUAAUGCAGAACAUGCUGUCUGCUCCCUACAUGCGUAGCAUGAUGCAGUCGCUGGCACAGAACCCUGAGCUGGCCUCCCAGGUGUUGAUGAAUAACCCUUUGUUUGCUGGAAACCCACAGUUGCAGGAACAAUUCAGAUCCCAGUUGCCCAUCUUUCUGCAGCAGAUGCAGAACCCAGAGGCCCUGUCAGUCAUGACCAACCCUCGAGCCAUGCAAGCGCUCAUGCAGAUCCAACAGGGCCUUCAGACACUGCAGACAGAAGCACCGGGCCUUAUGCCUAGUUUAGUGUCAGGUGGAAUCCCUGGCAUGCCCACUGGAGGAGGGAGUGUGGCCCCAGAGAACCCAGCUUCCUCACCCAGUGCAGGAACAAACACUGCCCAGCAACAGCUGAUGCAGCAGAUGCUCCAGAUGUUUGCUGGAGGAGGAAGUGCAACGACCCAGACCCCGGAGGUUCGAUUCCAGUCCCAGCUGGACCAGCUGAACGCCAUGGGAUUCAUCAACCGUGAAGCCAACCUGCAAGCCCUCAUUGCCACCGGGGGAGACAUCAACGCUGCUAUCGAGAGACUGUUGGGCUCACAGCCCUCAUAAAGACACACAUACACACAAAUACUGACACACACACACACAAAGACAUGUGCACACAUAAACACACAUUCAUAAAUACACACAGCAUCUAAAGAGAACCAAGAUAAAUUAAAGUGAAGCAUCCCAAAAUCUACAGAAGAAACUUGGCCAAGAUGUGUUAAUAAGACCCUAGUUCUGCCGUCUCCUCUCACAUCAUUCCCCCACCUCAUUCUUAACCUACGCCCCGCCCCACUCCCUUCUCUCUCCUCUCAGCGUCACCCAGAGAUAUUUGUCCAAGGCCGCUCUCGUAGAGCUGAACUGAACACCCUUCAACCUGAGGGGUUUUGUGGUAUAGAGGACUGGGGUGAAAUCCCUCGUCUGAAAAGGGGUCCCCGACCAUUACUUCCCAAUCUUUUCUUCACACAAAGCCGGAGUUGAUCCAGUCAGACGAAGUGACACAGGCAGAAAUGUAUAGAAUAGAGAUGAAUCCUAUUCUAUUGAGAAGAUUGGAUGGUGACAUAUUUUCCCAGUCAUUCAACAUCACUCCCUCCUUCUUUCUCACCUCUCCAGAUUUCACGCAAGCAGCUGAUCUUCCCCAACGACCCUAAAUAUUUAUUGCUUAAGAAAUGACACCCCCACCCCCCUUCUCACACUUCCCUGAAGUUGUAAUUUGUCAUUCCAGAGAAGAACACCCACUCAGCAACGGGUGCUCUGCAUUUUUCUCCCCCUUCUUAAGGCACUGCUACUGUGCCUUCUGUCUUCUUCAGCUCCCAAUGAGAGCAUUCUCAUCAAAUCCCACCCUCCCCUGCUGGGCUAAUUAGACAUCACUGUCGGCGGUCCACAGCGACUUUUCACAGAGGCAUAUCCAGACCUUUCUACUUUCACUGUAAUCAAUUAUCAAGUCUCGGUUCUGAGCCAGAAGACGCAGGCAGACUGAAUAUAAAUCAAACAAACUGGCUUUCUUUUCAUAUAAUCUGAUUCUUUAUCUGUUUUAAUAUUUUUAAGGUCCAGGAGGUACCUUUAGAGAUAAUCAUAAUUUGUCUCUCAUCUUAAAAAAAAUUAAAUUUGGAAAUAAAAUGAGUGGAAUAUAAUGGAAAGGCUUUACAUUUUCCUGCCAUGGUGGCAUCGUAAACAUAUUGUAAGAUGAAAUUCUAGUAAUUUUUUUUUUCUAUUUUGCUUUUAAAAUUCUCAGCAUUGUAGUUGUGGUAACCUUGGCAACUGCUUCUAUAGCUUUGCUUUGUCUGUUGACCUCAGCUGAAAAAAACAAAUAUCCAUCUCCCAAUUCAUCAUGUUGGAACUAACUUUUAAACAGUAAUGUACUAAAACUAAAAAAAAAUAAACUUGGUCAAAAUCAGCCCCCUCGCCCUGUGUCAGUUAAUUAGCAGUGUGUGGGGAAAAAUGUACUUUUUGCCCUGUUGUAUUCUCUCCCAAUUAGUUUAUACCUUUAAAAUGUGACAAAGAAUCAAGUCUGUUGAGCAUUGUUAUUAUAAAAUUCUUUUGAUUUUUUUUUCUUUUUAAUUUUGUUGUUUAUCUACGUAAGGUGGUUGGUUCUUUUGAGAGGGAUCUUGCGAUGGACUCAAACACUUCCAAUCAAACCCAUACUCAAACUUAACCUGGAGGUGGGAGGCUAUAAUUGUGGGGUCUCUUACCUUGAAGAAAAAAAAAUACAUUGUACCUGUGAUAGAUAACGUCUCAUAUUUGACUGUCACACUGUAUGAAACCCUUACUGAAUCUGUUUCUAUUUAAUAUUACGUUACUGUUGGCAUUAAUAAUUCUCCAACAAAAAUAGCUACGAUGGUAUUCACUUGCCAAGUGUACUUUUUUGUUUGUCUACUUCUGUUUUUGGACUUGAUUAAUGAAUUGGGAUUCAAAAUGUCAUUGGUUAGGACCAGAGUUGGGAGUGGGCUUAAAUAAAGGCAACUG